AUGUCGGAGAUGCUAGACUUGAGUGAUCUAGCCUUAUUGGCUUGCACAUGUCGCGAAUGGAAUGCUUUGAUAAUCCCAUAUCUGUAUGACACAGUACAAUUUCAUAACCCCGGCCGUAUUGAGGGAAAUGACCCACUGCAGCUGAAAUUGGAUCUCUUCGGAGACCCACGAUGCACCAAUCUCAAGCACACGCAGCGGUUGUUGGUUACAGGAUCCUGGUACGAUAUCUACCACGAGAUUGAAUCGAACCUAGGCUCCCAGAGCAUGCUUUCACCAGCUGCAAGAAUGCUUAGCAAUAUCAUUGCUUCCUGUGUCAUCCGAAUGCCGAAUCUGAAGGACUUCAAUUGGGAUCUAGCCGUAUCCCCUACUCAACAUCUCGUCACCACCGUAAUAUUCACGCCAACUCUAGAGAGAGUGCAACUACGCCUAGGCACUGACAGCACGCCUUCACCUUAUUUUCACCCGCCGCUGGCAUUCUGGCCUCCAAUCAACGUCAGAACUUUGACUCUGAUCCAGAUUGACGACGAGUCGGUCUUGCAGUCGAUAGGAGCGGUUCUCCGAACCGCCACUCGCCUGAGAGAGUUGACCAUGUGGGCUGAUGAAGAUAGCAUGCUACGCUUUAGUGAAGUCUCCAGCACAUGGUGUGACCAGGUCCCAUUUCAAUUGACAUCUCUGGAUCUCCGAGGAUUUGUGGAUUUGGGGCGACCAUCAUGUGCGCUGUGGAGUUUGCUUUCACCAGUCAAGUUGAGGACAUUGACCUUGAAUAUCGGCCCGGAUUUUGAUAUUGCUGACUUAUCAGGGUUCUGGGAUGAUUCAGUCGUGGCCAAUCUUCGACCCAAACAACUAACUACGAACCUGGUGAUGAAUGGGCUGAAGGAUUUUAUAAAAUCAUUUAGUGGUCUGGAGGCCUUUGUUAUCACUUCGCCGACUAUCGCGUGUGUGGCGGAGCGUCUCGAUCUUCUGCUAGAAGCUUUGGGAAAACUACACUCAGCGACGCUCAAGGUGCUCUCCAUCGACCCGCGAAGAGCCUUGGCAAAACAUCUCCUGGACGAUUCAUUGUUGAAACAAUCUGUGAACCGGUUUACCAAUAUUGAAGAAUUGCGAUUCGGAAUGGUGAAAGCUGUGCCAGAACAUACCAUCCAAGCAAUGCUGGGAUUUCCCCAAAUCCGGAUACUAUAUGUGGACUUGAUCGAAAAUUCUACAGAGGAGAGGUUUAUCGACCUGGAACGAUACCUGCUGCAUUUGCUGCAAAAAGGGAUGGCCAAGAACCUCAAGUACUUUAUGUUUGAUGACGGUCCCCUGUUCAAAGUUCUCCGAAAGCCGCUUCGGGUGAGCAAAGAGGCCUUGCCAAUAGGGUUCAUUCACAAUACUUUCCUAUUUGGAGAAGGGGUCUUUGGUGGAGGAGCUGUGCCCAUGCCUAAGGCUACGCAAACUCUGCCGAUCUCUGUCUCCAUGAACGACGCAUAUCUCUCCAUUACUGAAUUAUAG
This is a messenger RNA of Penicillium angulare, 1488 nucleotides long. RefSeq lists its product as uncharacterized. The record is from RefSeq and is a predicted model, not a curated record. Lineage: Eukaryota; Fungi; Ascomycota; Eurotiomycetes; Eurotiales; Aspergillaceae. Bases 1 to 1488 code for a protein of 495 amino acids. The transcript is spliced from 6 exons.